This is a messenger RNA of Pangasianodon hypophthalmus (striped catfish), 1304 nucleotides long. It is a transcript of the gene gng3, whose product is annotated as guanine nucleotide binding protein (G protein), gamma 3. Gene Ontology annotation, molecular function: G-protein beta-subunit binding. Gene Ontology annotation, cellular component: heterotrimeric G-protein complex. Gene Ontology annotation, biological process: G protein-coupled receptor signaling pathway. The transcript is spliced from 3 exons. Lineage: Eukaryota; Metazoa; Chordata; Actinopteri; Siluriformes; Pangasiidae. The record is from RefSeq and is a predicted model, not a curated record. Bases 222 to 449 code for a protein of 75 amino acids.
UCGUUCCACUCACUGCAGAGGGGCGUUUUUAAUGCAUCCAUCAGGAGCCUGGUGCUCAGUGUAGCAGAAUUGCAGUGCACUGGACUGGACAGAGCCGGGAAGCAUCCAUACUGUCAGUGAGGGUGGGGUCCGGCUGCACUGAGAGACAAAACACACACGGAGGGAAAAAGGAAUAAGGAGAGAAGAGGAGGGCGAGCACCAGAAGAGGAACACAACAAGGGAUGAAAGGAGACACCCCUGUGAACAGCACCAUGAGUGUCGGUCAGGCAAGGAAGCUGGUGGAACAGCUGAAGAUCGAAGCUAGUUUCUGUCGGAUCAAGGUAUCGAAGGCAGCCGCGGACUUGAUGGCUUACUGCGAUGCCCACGCCUGCGAGGACCCCCUCAUCACCCCUGUGCCCACCUCAGAGAACCCCUUCAGGGAGAAAAAGUUCUUCUGUGCUCUCCUCUGAGCGCCAAAGCAACAAGAAUCGAAUUAGCCUCAUUUAGAUGAUUGAUUUGUGUAUGCUCAUCUCACACACACACACACACACACAUAUAUAUAUAUAUAUACACAACACCAAAAAUGUGAGUUUUAAAUUUCUGGUUCUGGAAUUUGAUUAUUUGACCGUGGUCAAGGCUAAACAUCCAUAACGUGUGAGGACAUUUUGUGCUACGCUGUUUUUCGUGUUCUAUGAGAGACACUAAGUCUCGAUUUUAUUAGGCAGGUGUGCAUUAGAUAGAAAGUAAUGACACAAAUAUAACUAUACUAAAUGGUGUAUAUGGUGAACACACACAUACUACACGCACAUAUGCAAGCACAUGAUUUUUCUAACCAAUGAAAAUGAAAAGUUUUACGGUUGGAUGUUUUAUUAUUUCAACUAUUUCAAUUACUACACAUUUAAGUAAUAUGUAUAUUGCUUUUAUCCCCCACACAGUAUACAAUCGUGAUUUAUAAAUUCUGUACGUUUUGGGUUUUUUAAUCUUCUUUUUAAGUGGCUCUGUAUUCGGAAAAGGGUACGAGAGGUUGAUUUUCGGGAACUGGCCAAGUGGGAUGCAUUGAUCUACUCAAUAAUUACACUUAAAAAUCAUCUGAAACAUAUGCUAAGGGGUUUUCAAAGUGAAAGGAAAGGAAAUAGCUAUCAGUGAUCUUAUACGCAGGAUGGAUUCAGAAUAGAUGACUGUUAGCUAAAAAAGUUCACUUGUUUAAGAGCCCAAGCAACUGUAAAUCAAAAAAAAAAAAAAAAAACAGCCUUGUGAUCCAAUCUGGGGUUUUGCAAAAAUACUGCAGACAAAAUUAAAUGAAAAAUAAAAAUAUCACCAAGAAA